Puccinia graminis f. sp. tritici CRL 75-36-700-3 is the source of this 273-nucleotide messenger RNA. RefSeq lists its product as uncharacterized. The transcript has a single exon. Lineage: Eukaryota; Fungi; Basidiomycota; Pucciniomycetes; Pucciniales; Pucciniaceae. The record is from RefSeq and is a predicted model, not a curated record. The coding region runs from base 1 to 273 and encodes 90 amino acids.
AUGCUCGGUGAAAACCCCAUUGUGGAUGCACGAGGAUGUUCUCAAGGCGACUGGGGUCGCCUUGAAAACGUCCUCGUGCGCUACGGUGCAAUCGAUUCCAGCAAGAAAAGACGCUUGUGUCUUGUAAUAAGCUCCGAGGCGGCUUGCCAAACGCCUUGGAGACCAAGUGCUGUUGCCUUCAACUUCUACACCGAUUCGAAAACGUCCCCAGCAACAAACCCUUUGGAGGCGACUUCAAAACCCGUCCAAGACGGCUUGCAACUGUCUUCAUAG